Miniopterus natalensis is the source of this 2532-nucleotide messenger RNA. It is a transcript of the gene LPP, whose product is annotated as LIM domain containing preferred translocation partner in lipoma. The record is from RefSeq and is a predicted model, not a curated record. Gene Ontology annotation, biological process: cell-cell adhesion. NCBI's taxonomy places the organism in Eukaryota, Metazoa, Chordata, Mammalia, Chiroptera, Miniopteridae. Gene Ontology annotation, cellular component: focal adhesion; stress fiber.
AGCCCUGCCGAAGUUUCACUUUUUGUCUGUGGGUUCGCUCCCGGGCCCCGCGCGAGCUUUCCCGGGAUAAGUAGCUUUAGCGAGCAGGGGGACAGCCGGGCGCUGCAAGAAAUUGAAGAGAAUACUGAUGACUAGUGUGCUGGGAGAGGACUGAAGGAAGCCAGGCCAGUCCCUGCACCCUCAGAGCUUCUUGGGUGUCCUCUGGCUCCCAGGUGACCUGCUGCAGGACCUCUGGUGGGAUCAUUGAGGCUCAGAAACAGAACCGAAAAAGGAAUCCACUCACCUGAUUCUCAGUUUAGGGCUUUUUUCAUUAUUCUACUGGUCACUCAUCGGAGGGAAGAUCUUUUUCCUCAGUUGACACCAGCAUUGCAGUUUGCUGAAUCUUUGUGUCCACUGACCAUUCCAAGAGCUAUUAUCUGAGAUUCCAACAAUGUCUCACCCAUCUUGGCUGCCACCCAAAAGCACUGGUGAGCCCCUUGGCCAUGUACCUGCACGGAUGGAGACCACCCAUUCCUUUGGGACCCCCAGCAUUUCAGUGUCCACACAACAGCCACCCAAAAAGUUUGCACCGGUAGUUGCUCCAAAGCCCAAGUACAACCCAUACAAGCAAUCUGGAGGUGAAGGUGAUUUUCUUCCACCCCCACCCCCACCUCUAGAUGAUCCUGGUGCUCUUCCAUCUGGCUCUGGAAACUUCCCUCCUCCACCACCCCUGGAUGAUGGUGCUUUCAGGGCACAGGGAAAUCCUGGAGGCAAGACCCUUGAGGAGAGACGCUCCAGCCUGGAUGCCGAGAUCGACUCGUUGACUAGCAUCUUGGCUGAUCUUGAGUGCAGCUCCCCCUACAAACCUCGGCUCCCACAGGGCUCUGCUGGUGCAACAGCCUCUCCUCCAGUCUCCACCCCUGUCACAGGGCACAAGAGAAUGGUCAUACCAAACCAACCCCCUCUAACAGCAACCAAAAAGUCUACACUGAAACCACAGCCGGCACCUCAGGCUGGACCCAUCCCUGUGGCUCCAAUUGGAACACUAAAGCCCCAGCCGCAGCCAGUGCCAGCCUCCUACACUACGGCCUCCACUCCUUCAAGGCCUACCUUCAAUGUGCAAGUGAAGUCAGCCCAGCCCAGCUCUCAUUACAUGGCUGCCCCUUCCCCAGGACAAUUUUAUGGCCCAGGACCAGGGCACCAGGGUUAUAACACUCAACCAGUUCCUAUUUCUGGGCAGGGUCUACCUCCUCCAACACGGGGAGGCAUGGAUUAUGCAUAUAUUCCACCACCAGGCCUUCAGCCUGAGCCUGGGUAUGGGUAUGGCCCUAACCAAGGACGCUAUUAUGAAGCCUAUUGCCCAGCAGGGCCUGUGUAUGGGGCGAAAAAUGAUUCUGAUCCUGCCUAUGGUCAACAAGGUCACCCCAAUACCUGGAAGCGAGAACAAGGGUACACUCCCUCUGGGACAGGAAACCAGCAACCUGCUGGGAUGUACCCAGUUGCUGGUCCCAAGAAGACUUAUAUCACGGAUCCUGUUCCAGCCCCCUCUGCACCACCCCUGCAACCAAAGGGUGGACAAACGGUACCAAAGGGGCCUGCGGCUGGUCCCCCUUCAUUCCGCCCUGAAGAUGAGCUGGAGCACCUGACCAAGAAGAUGCUGUAUGACAUGGAAAAUCCACCGGCUGAUGAAUACUUUGGCCGCUGUGCUCGCUGCGGGGAAAAUGUCGUUGGGGAAGGGACAGGAUGCACUGCCAUGGACCAGGUCUUCCAUGUGGACUGUUUCACGUGCAUCAUCUGCAACAACAAGCUUCGUGGGCAACCCUUCUAUGCUGUGGAGAAGAAAGCCUACUGUGAGCCCUGCUACAUCAACACCCUGGAGCAGUGCAGCGUGUGCUCCAAGCCCAUCAUGGAGCGGAUCCUCCGCGCCACCGGGAAGGCCUACCACCCUCACUGCUUCACCUGUGUGAUGUGCCACCGCAGCCUGGAUGGGAUCCCGUUCACCGUGGACGCCGGUGGCCUCAUCCACUGCAUCGAGGACUUCCACAAGAAAUUUGCCCCCCGGUGUUCUGUGUGCAAGGAGCCUAUCAUGCCCGCCCCGGGCCAGGAGGAGACCGUCCGGAUUGUGGCUCUGGACCGCGAUUUCCAUGUUCACUGCUACCGGUGUGAGGAUUGUGGCGGUCUCCUGUCUGAAGGGGAUAACCAAGGCUGCUACCCUUUGGAUGGACACAUCCUCUGCAAGACCUGCAACUCGUCCCGCAUCAGAGUGCUGACCGCCAAGGCUAGCACCGACCUUUAAGUUCAGAGGCCCCUUCAGCUGGUUAGUUGGUGGCACUGAAAAAAAUGAAACACCAAAAAAAAAAAAAAGUAAUAAUAAUAAGAAAAGCAAUAGGAAAAUAGAAGAAAGGCAUUCAAGCUAUGGGAUGGUCUCUGUUCUUCAUGUAGUAGUAACCUUUCUGUAGAAACACAUAGAUUCUGAGAUUUUUUUUUAAUGUUCUUACCAACUACACAUUUCACAUUUAAUUAUGUAGGACCUUGAUGGGGCUUUGUUCCCAA